Gongylonema pulchrum is the source of this 501-nucleotide messenger RNA. The record is from the annotation of a GenBank genome assembly. NCBI's taxonomy places the organism in Eukaryota, Metazoa, Nematoda, Chromadorea, Rhabditida, Gongylonematidae.
UUGUAUUUUUGUCAAGUAACAAAAUUUCAGGUGAUCAAGGAAGUCAAACCAACAGUUCUGAUCGGCACAUCAACCUCGGGUGGUUCAUUCAAUGAAGAUGGAAGAGUGCUAUUUGCAAGUGGUAGUCCAUUUCCAAAUGUGGAAUAUAACGGUAAAGUUUAUAAACCAGGCCAAGGCAAUAAUUCUUAUGUUUUUCCUGGAAUUGGUCUUGGUGCUGUUAUAUUUAAAAUUCGCCACAUUGACGAAGAAAUGUUUUUGAUCGCAGCUAAGGAAGUGGCAAAAUGCGUUACCAAGGAGGAUAUUUAUGUUAAGCGACUGUACCCGAGUAUGAGUCGUCUUCGUGAAAUCUCCGUUAAAAUAGCUUUAGCAAUGGGUGAAUAUGCUUACAAGAUGUAUCAGACCACUUAUGAUGAGAUGGUCGGUUAUACGUAUGACUGGCCGGAGCAUGAUAUGGUGCAGGGCUAUCCGGUUCCCAACGAGCCGAUUAAUGUCGAUGAUUAA